Molecule: messenger RNA, 4318 nt
Organism: Atta colombica
Lineage: Eukaryota; Metazoa; Arthropoda; Insecta; Hymenoptera; Formicidae
Exons: 11
Coding region: 1-4197 (1398 amino acids)
Biological process (GO): transmembrane transport; monoatomic ion transport
Cellular component (GO): membrane
Molecular function (GO): monoatomic ion channel activity; protein-containing complex binding
Source: RefSeq, a predicted model, not a curated record
AUGAAGUUAUCAGUGUCGGCUUACACAGCUCAGGCCAGUGCUCAUAAGAAUCUUUGCAGCUAUCAUCAACAGCGGAGCUACGGGGCCACGAAUCAGGCGUCCACGGCCCGGACCCCCUCAGACCUCGCGACGGUCCUUCCUGCUCUCAAGGUGGAUCGGAUGGAAAAGGAGGAAAAGCAGGUAGAGGGUGGUCUGGUGCAGUCUUCCGGUGGUGCUUCUGAUUCAAGGAUGGGCCCCGGACCUGAUUCCGGCAGUAGCGCUCCCUCUUCGGUUCCCCAGUCGCUGAUUACCUCGAGGGACGAUGAAGAUGAUGAGGAUGAGGAGAGUAGUGAUAAGCGGUCUAAUUACCAUCGAGGAUCAAGGUCAUCGGAGAUCUGCUGUCAUCGACGCGCAAUCUCGAGCCAUCGACAAGCGAGGAGAUCGGCCGGUGUUGGCGUCGCCGGCACCUCAAUCACUUCAGAAUCACUGGAGAGCAACGCUAUCGAUACAGAGAUACCCGCAGCAGCCAACAGACCUCGUAACACGAGGGGCUCACAAAAAUGGAGUAACGUACGCGCGGUCAUGACGUUAUAUUCCUCUCUACGCAAAAUCAAGAGAUCAAAAAGCAAUCAGCGUUGGAUGAAACUGCGCACAACUGUGCAGCUGUCAUCAGCGAUGCAGAAGAAGCCUCCGUUAAAACGUGAAGACUCGUUUUUAAAAAGAUUUGCCACCCGGCCAAUUCCAGAAAGUCAGGAGACGUUGGACAUUGCCGGGGAUGGGACAGAUAAGAAUAUGGGUAGUCGACGAGGCAGACGACCUCAUAGGCAAAAACCACCGAAAACUGUUGUGAACCCAGAUGAGGAUUUCUAUUACUACUGGCUGAUGCUUGUCUCAUUCUGUGUUCUUUACAAUCUAUGGACGCUAAUCGUGCGCCAGAGUUUGCCGGAACUGCAGGCUUUGGCGCCCGGUACUUGGUUCGCCCUCGACUGUUUUACCGAUUUCACUUUUUUUUUGGAUAUAUUAGUACAAUUUCGUACCGGUUACUUGGAGCAAGGCCUCAUGGUGUACAACAGCCGCAAACUUGCCGGACAUUAUUUCAAGUCUAAAUUCUUUUUUUUGGAUUUGUUCGCAUUGUUACCUGUUGAUUUACUGCAGUUGAGUCUUGGCAGCAAUCCGAUGCUGCGGUUCUUCCGAUUUUUAAAACUUUAUCGUGUAUAUAACUACUAUUACAUGGUUGAAUCCCGUACAAUCUACCCGAACUUUUGGCGCGUUCUCAACUUAAUUCACAUAUUACUUCUUCUCGCACACUGGUUUGGAUGUUUCUAUUAUUUGCUAAGCGAAGCGGAGAGUUUCCAGGGAGAUUGGGCUUAUCCCCACCGGCCCGGAGAGUACGCCACUUUAACAAGAAAAUAUCUUGGCUCUGUGUAUUGGUCUACUUUAACUUUAACAACAAUCGGGGAUUUGCCGACACCGGAAACUAAUGCAGAAAUCACGGGUCACCCCCGGAGGCUCGCUCGUCGCGGCCGACUGUCCAGGCUUCUGCAGUUCAAGCAUAACGGAGGAUAUGUAUUCACGAUAGUCAGCUACUUGAUUGGCGUUUUCAUAUUCGCGACAAUCGUCGGGCAAGUUGGCAACGUCAUCACAAACAGGAAUGCGAACCGUCUUGAAUUUGAAAGGCUUCUGGAUGGCGCCAAGACCUACAUGAGACAUCACAAGGUGCCGGGUGGUAUGAAACGACGGGUGCUUAGAUGGUACGACUACAGCUGGUCGCGCGGCCGGAUACAGGGCGGGGGUGACAUCAAUACCGCUCUCGGUCUACUUCCGGACAAGCUCAAGACCGAGUUGGCGUUGCACGUGAACCUCACGGUGCUGAAGAAGGUCACCAUUUUCCAGGAAUGUCAACCAGAAUUUCUGCGUGAUCUCGUUCUGAAGAUGAAGGCCUACAUAUUCACCCCUGGCGAUUCAAUAUGUCGAAAGGGCGAGGUUGCUCGUGAGAUGUUCAUAAUAGCCGACGGUAUACUGGAAGUAAUCAGCGAAAAUGGUAGAAUACUCACUACAAUGAAGGCUGGGGACUUCUUCGGCGAGAUUGGUAUACUUAAUUUGGACGGAUUGAAUAAACGCACAGCCGACGUUCGUUCGGUGGGUUACUCCGAGCUGUUUAGUUUAUCGCGGGAGGACGUGCUGACGGCGAUGACGGACUAUCCGGAAGCGCAAGAAAUCCUGCAAAAUCUCGGCCGAAAGAGACUGUUGGAAGCACAGAGAGUAUUGCGGGAAUCUCUUCAAUCUGCAUCCCCCGGUCAUGAUUCGUCCGAUAACAGCACCGGUAAGAGGAUCGUCGAUAAGCUGAAGAGUGACGUGAAGGGCUUGAAGAACGUCUUGCGGAAAAGUAGGCGCAACACUCGGCCGGAAGAGAGCCUGGAGCUUCAGCCAUUGGCGCCGAAGGAGCCAACGCUGAAACGGCAGCAGAAGAUCGACGACGGCCAAGACCUGUCUUUGUCUACUCAGGAGCAGUCGGUGUCACCGCUGGGCGCCGGUCUUCCGCUGUUGUCCAGGCUCAGGCUGUUGAAAGAAAAGGAGGAGAGGGAGGAACGGCGUAAUUUGAUGGACACAUCGGCUAAUACGAGGAUACUUCAGCUAAAGACAAAAAACGAGCAGGAGACCACUCAAAUAGAGAGAGAAAUGCCCAAGGAGUCUCUACCUAAGAACACCAUUCCCGAGGAAACGAGUACGCAGUCGGACGAGCAAUCGUCCUCGGGUGGUCAGAGUGUCGCUAUGACUACUGUGACCACAACCUCGCAGGUUAAGACACGUACUGUGUGCAAGCUGAUCAAUCCCUGGACCAUGCUGAAAAAUGCAUCAUUGACUCCCAAGGGUAAUUCUUCGCAGAGAAGUUCACCGGCCAAAAAACUGCAGCAAACUAAGAUGUAUGCUUCCAUUGAUGACCUCUCGCCAGAAUAUUGCGAUCUGCCAUUCGUUAAGAAGCUCAAAAUCCUCAACGAAAGGCAGAAGCUGGCCGAACUAGAGAAAGCGGCUAGGAGCUCAUCCCUUGAUUGCGGCGAUAAUGUUGAGCCAAAAUUUGACAGCAACCUCACGAGAAGCCACUCGGAGACCUGUGCCAUCGAGUACACCAGGAAGCUAGCUAAAUAUAAUCAAGAUCGACAAGAAUCACUGACUCCAGAACAACUGUCGUCAGAGAACGAGACGCUCGAGAGACAGAACUUGAAGAGCAUUCUGAAGAAACUGUCAGCUAGCAGUAGGGCUGACAGUUCCGAGACCUCUGCGACGAGUACGCCUGAUCGCGAUGCCGCAUCCGCCGAACUGAAAAAGCUGAUGAGAGCGCCGACGAUCGAGGGUUACGCCGCGCGGCAUUCAAAGCUGUCCAAGAGUGUGACCUUCAACAAGUACACGCUGCAGAGCCCGCCGUCCGAGCAGCUCUUACAAUCGAAUUAUCCGCUGUCCAGCACCCAAGAUCAGCUGUCACUGCCGCCGCCCAAUAAAUUUAGUUUCCGUCCUGUGAGCAGUGCCGGUGAUGUCUCGAUACAAACGACAUCCUGGCCGCGGGAGGAGUGCUUAGACGAAUUGCUCUAUGGGGUCGGCGAGAUUAUCAAGGCAGGCUUGGAAGACAUACAAGUUAAGUUCACGUCGCUAGAGUUGGAAAUACGUAAACGUGACGAAAUAAUAUCGCAGCUACAGUCACACAUUCAGCAACUGGAGCGAAAGAAACUGCGGAGAGCAGAUGAUUCCGGUGGGGAUAGCACCGAGCAUGAUGCUUCCAUGGAGGAGGAUCUCGACGAUGAUCGUGAGGAUCACCCCUUCAUGCGUGAUGGCUCUGUGGAUACCGUCCUCGGGUCUAUGCGGUCUCGCGAUCGACACUCGUUCUCGUCCGUCGGUUCAAGCAGCAGGCGAUCGUGGGAGGAACAUUCGGAAAGAGAAACUAUGGAACUACAGGAGCUGCCGAACUCAAUAGUACCUCAGAAACUGUUGCGGAAGGAUGUGGCGAUCGAUCUUGAAUCGAACAGCGAUAGCAAAUCGGAUGAAGAAUUUGAUAUCCAUUUUUCCAAGAGCGAUAGCGAUGAGGAGGACGAAGAGGAAGAGUAUGAUGAUGAGGAUGAUGAUGAUAAGAUUACGCGACAGGACGGCUACAAUAAUUGGGAGGUCACUCUGCUGGCGAAGCAGCUUGAGGCAAAGCAAAGAAAUGGCGAUAAUCCCAAUCCUUAGCUUAACGAGACUCUAGAAACAUCGUGUUACCUCGGAAACACGAUAUGCUCUGACGAAUGUAAUCCGCUGGCUGAAUCCAGUGGUAGUGCAGCUUUUUGCGAACGCGAUCCUUAUCCAAACA